AUGUCGCAGGCAGCGGUGGAGAAGCACAUGCGGGCAGAGUGUUUCCUGCUCUAUAACGUGUUGUAUGAUGGAGUCGUGGACUGCAGUAACUCAUUGGAGGAUGAGGAUGAGGUCGAGUUACCACCGCAGGCCGCCGUCUUAUCUGCCUUCCAGCCAGAUUGUUACGGUCACGCUGUGUCAGUCAAGGAAUGGUUCGUCUUCCCAGGAAAUCCACUUCAGGAGCCUACCAGAGUCACUCCAAAACCCCUCAACUAUACAAAAGGGCCCCCUGAUCUGAUGGCCCUGUGGUUUAGGACAGACCCAGACGUGAAAACAAUCCAAGCAUCGACACUCCUGGAUGUCUUUGACCUGUAUGAGUUUACUGAAGAGCUGAAGCAGUUUGACAGCCCUGUGAUUGCUGUGAUUUGUCUUGUAACCUACAUUGCCAUUCAGACGAGACAGCUUUCUCUGGAAGACGUAGAUGCAUAUCUAAGCCAAGCUGUUUGUGUCAGAUUCAAGUCCUUCACAGAAAUGCAACAGCUCAGGACCUCUGUUGUAGACCCUAGGGCCGUCCAGCUCGGGUCUCUCUUUGUGCGCGGUCUGACCUACCUCAUCGCAGCCAACAGUGCAUGUGGUUACCCUUUCCCAAUGGGUGAGCUCAUGCCGUGGAAGACCUUUGACGGCCUGCUCUUCCAUUCGAAAUAUCUGCAAGCCCACUCAGGCAGUCCAAAAGAAGAGCUUCUCGAAGGCAAUCCCUCCUGGAUAUCUUUGUUCCUGUCCGUCAGAGAUCUGGUGCUGGGAGCCUGCAGGAGACGUGGCGCUCCCGUCCAAAGCCAACCACGCAGACUACAGUACAGAGAUGCGUGGCCUGUGGAGGUGGAUGAUCUGCGUGGAGAAAGCCGACCCCAGCUCCAUCACACCACACAGCAGCCCACAGCUUCAGCACACUACCAGCAAGGUUAUAGACCAAGACAUCCAAAGAGAGGAAGGUAUCAGCUUGCACCGAGAUGGCCAAAGUCUCAAAACACAGACUGAUGAAAAAAAUUUACUCUUGUGGAAACAAUUGUCCCCAACAGAGCAAAGCACUAAUAAACUGCAUUCUAAGAUGCGAAUGUUCGUGAUAUGGACGCCGUCAUUUAGAUUUUGCCCUUUUGUUUUGACCUCAGAUGAUUAGUGACAGAUUUAUUUGCAGUAUUUGUGCAUCACUCAACUUAAAAACAUGAAAUAGUGCAUGAUUGUGCAGUUUUUGGGCAGGGAUAAGCCUGUGUUAUGGCUGAACACAGAUUCUGUGUUCAGUGAUAUCCUGAAAAGCCCUCAGAAUUAUAUCUUAUAGUGAGAUUACAGUCUUUUUUCUUUUCCAUGGGGAUGAUAUGAAUCAGUGACCAAAAUGGAAGCUUCCUAAACUGUGUGCCAAACCCAUUCAUUCAGCUCAGACCCUAAUUAGUAUCAGAUGAUCUCUUACCUUUCAACUGCUGGUUUGACGUUGACUCCAGUUGUUCGCAGUAAAAAAUGUUUUUUUGUCUCCCUCAACACAUUUCGAUUCUAGAUUUUCAAGCAGCCAUUCUUUAAAAAAUUGGUAAUAAUAAUGUGUGUCAUAGCGUUGAAAGACGCGGUUAAUGUGAUCCAAAGCAGCCGGAUGGAGAGAUGUUUGGACAGAAUCGUGGUUUUGGCAUAUCGUGGCCAAAAUGCUCCCACUUUAACCUCAUAUUUUGUUGAUAGUCUGUUUCAUGACCGUCGAGUCUGUAUGUUCUAGUAUUGCAUACUUUUUGUUUGCUCGUGCACUAUUUUAUGUCAU
This is a messenger RNA of Pimephales promelas (fathead minnow), 1774 nucleotides long. NCBI's taxonomy places the organism in Eukaryota, Metazoa, Chordata, Actinopteri, Cypriniformes, Leuciscidae. The record is from RefSeq and is a predicted model, not a curated record.